This is a messenger RNA of Cucumis melo (muskmelon), 690 nucleotides long. RefSeq lists its product as uncharacterized. The record is from RefSeq and is a predicted model, not a curated record. The transcript is spliced from 5 exons. The coding region runs from base 1 to 690 and encodes 229 amino acids. Lineage: Eukaryota; Viridiplantae; Streptophyta; Magnoliopsida; Cucurbitales; Cucurbitaceae.
AUGUGUUUGCAUAAUUUCCAAAGAGAAAGCAGUUUGAAGAAGCAGAAAAUUAAGAAGUGGGAGUGCUUUGCAAUUCCCAGAAGUCAAAAAUUUAUUCAUCAUGAUAACCUCUUAUCUGUUUCUUUUAUAUCUUUUAGUGACUUAACACUUCAUGAAUCUCUUGGGAAAGCUUCAUUUGAUGAAUAUUUGGAAGAUAAACCCAGAUUGAUCAAAGCAACAUUUCCUGGAAAAUGUCAACAGCUCAACCAGGAAGAGUGGAGAAUUGAGACACCAAAAAUUCAAUUGUUGUUCCUCAAGAUAUGGCCAACAGUUGAUAUGAAAAUAAUCUCCAAAACCAAUGGAGGAGAAGCAUAUCCAUGUGAUGUUCCUCAUUACAUCCCAAAAGUUCUUCACUUUGAAAUGACAAAUUGGGAGAUCAAUGGUAUCAAUAAAGACUAUAGACCAUCUUCGGCCAAUGUUUGUUCUCAUGGAGUUAUAUAUAGAGAAAAAAUAGGAACAAGAAGCUGCCUUAAGUUUCGACUUGUAAUUGAUCUCAGCUUUCUUGUACCGGAUGCGCUCCAUUUCGUUCCUAAUGACGUUUUACGGGGCAUGAUCAUGACGGUUAUUAAGGCAAUGGUUGAGGACUUGAAGCAUACAACUAUACGUAAAUUGGUUGAGGAUUAUAGUAAGUUUAGGAAGGAGCAAUGUUAA